AUGCCGACACCGGAGCAAACCUCAGAAAUGAGCAACAUUCACAUACCCAAUGAAGACAAGGCCUUGCAAAGCAUUGAUCGAACAAAAUACUCUGCAGGUGAUGUCUUGAAGGAGGUCUGGACCGGUAUUGAUCUGCCCGAAACCGCUUUGACAGCUAUAAGGCUUCCUGGCGAAGAAGGUCCGGCUAUUCCAUCGUCAUUCAAGAUCGGAAUCCUCGGACAAGCCUCUAUCGGUCUAUCUGCACUGGCGGCUGCUCAGAUUCAUGCACUACGGAAUAGAACCCCCGUUCGUACAGUCACGGUGCCGCUUGAACAUGCAGUCGUGGAGUACACAUGUGAAAGACUGUAUACGGUUUCCGGCGAGCUUGCUUCCCCAGCAGGGGCCGCUAUCGGUGGAUUGCAUAAAACCUCGGAUGGCUACGUUCGGAUCCAUGACGGGUUUCCAAACCAUGUUCAAGGGACCCUUGACUUGCUUGGCUUGAAGUCGGGUGCGACUCGACAACAGGUGUCUGAGCAGACUGCGGAUUGGGCGAGCAUUGACUUGGAGAACUGCGGAACAGCAGAGGGUGAAGUCGCGAUUUAUGCUCUGCGCUCAUAUCGUCAGUGGGAUAAGCUCCCUCAGUCGAGGGCCAUCAGCAACUUUCCUAUUAGCCUCAAGCAGCUGUCCAAGUCACCUCCUACUGGCAUGCCAAGUAGGAUGCAGCCUGGGAAUCUCAAGUGCCUACAAGGUCUUCGGGUUGUUGAAAUGAGUCGGGUGAUUGCUGCUCCGUUAUGCGGCAAGACCUUGGCGGCCCAUGGAGCUGAGGUCAUUUGGGUGACUUCACCAACGCUUCCAGAUCUGCCGAGGGUCGAUCGGGAGUUUGGACGCGGCAAAAAGACUGUCCAACUCGACAUACACAACUCUGAGGAUCGGAAGCAGCUUCUCAGCCUUCUUAAGGACUGCGAUGUGUUCAUUCAAGGUUACCGGCCUGGGAGUCUUGCUUCAUAUGGUCUAUCUCAAGAUGAAUUGAGAAAGAUCAACCCAAACAUCGUCGUAGCCAACAUGUCUGCUUUUGGUCCUGAGGGUCCAUGGUCAGGCCGUCGUGGAUUUGACUCGCUUGUGCAGACAUGCUCAGGUAUGAAUGUCUCUGAAGCUGAACACGCUGGAAAGGGAGAACCUGCUCGGCCGACACCUUGUCAAGCCCUCGACCAUUCAGGCGGAUACAUGCUUGCAGUUGGCGUCAUGGCUGCUCUCUAUCAUCGUGCCGUCAACGGCGGUUCGUGGAGGGUAGAUGUUUCGUUGGCGGGCAUGAUGAAGUAUUUGAGGAGCCUGGGACAAUAUCCUGGCGCCAGUGGGUUUCAAGCGAAGGACUUUGAUAAGCCUGAAGACGUGCCUGGGGAGUAUUUUGAGGUCCAGGAGACAGUGUUCGGCACCAUGAAGUCCAUCAGGCAUAGUGCCACUAUUGAGGGUCUAGGGGUUGGCUGGGAAAUUAUGCCAAAGCCACUUGGCUCAGAUAAGCCGGCAUGGGAUUAG
This is a messenger RNA of Fusarium musae, 1512 nucleotides long. RefSeq lists its product as uncharacterized. The coding region runs from base 1 to 1512 and encodes 503 amino acids. Gene Ontology annotation, molecular function: catalytic activity. The record is from RefSeq and is a predicted model, not a curated record. The transcript has a single exon. NCBI's taxonomy places the organism in Eukaryota, Fungi, Ascomycota, Sordariomycetes, Hypocreales, Nectriaceae.